GGCAUCUAAGCAGACCACACAAAAUUAACAACACAAACAGGAUCGAUCGAGCAACGUACAAUGGCAGCUCUGGCCCCAUCCAUUGUAGUUCCCACAGACGCCGAGCUGCUGCAGGCACAGGCCGAUCUAUGGCGAAACAGCCUGUGCUACCUCAAAUCCAUGGCUCUCAAGUGCGCUACUGAGCUCGGCAUACCCACUGCCAUCUACAGCCUAGGCGGUGCUGCCUCGCUUCCCGACCUGAUCGCCUCACUGUCCCUCCCCCAGGCUAAGCUACCUUUCCUUGGCCGCCUCAUGCGGCUGCUGUCGUCCUCGGGCGUCUUCGCCGUGGUUGAGUCCCCAGAGGCUGUCUACUCCCUCACACCACUGUCAUACCUCCUGGUGGACGGCAUCGCUGCCGAUAACAAUCACAUGGACCAUGCACCUUUCCUACUCACUGUGACGUCAGCACACUACAUUGACCUGGCAAUAGACCUAGCUGACUGGUUCAAGAAGGAAGCCAAGACACCUCCUUUCGAUCACAAGCACGCAGCAUCGCUGUUCGAGGAGAGUAUGGAGCGCAAGGCUCCCGGGUUCCACAAGAUGUCAAUACUAGGUUUGUUGGUCCAUGACAACUUUGCAACCAGCAUUGCCGUGCGGGAGUACCAGGACGUAUUCCAGGGGGUGAAGUCAGUGACUGACUGCUGUUACCAUGGGGAUGGCACAACAGGGAAGGCCCUCGCCAAGGCCUUCCCACUGAUCAAGAUCACAGUACUGGACCUUCCGCAGGAGAUUCGCAAGAUACCGGCUGAUGGUGUUGUUAACUAUGUUGGAGGUGACAUGUUCAAAUCCAUCCCACGUGCUCAAAUGGUGUUACUUAAGAUGGUGCUGCACCACUGGAGUGAUGAGGACUGCGUGAAGAUCCUUGCCAACUGCAGGAAGGCAAUACCUUCACGGGAAGAGGGAGGGAAGGUUGUCAUCGCAGAUAUUAUUCUCGACCCAGCCUCAGGACCAGUCAUGUUUCAAACUCAACUCCUAAUGGACGUCUGCAUGAUGCUGAUGAAAGGAGGCCGGCAACGGGACGUGAAUGACUGGCGUGACCUCAUCCAGAAAGCAGGGUUCAGUGACUACAAGCUGCUGAAGAAAUUUGGAGCUCGAGGCGUCCUGGAGAUUUAUCCCUAAGGCAUCUCCUCCAUCGAUCAGCACCGACUUUAUAUUGUGGUUUGGUACUGCGACGAAAUCUACAUUACAAAAAUAAAGGGAUCGGAGUGCGCCAUAGUUAUUUUCUGAAUGAUGGUUCCAUGGAACGACAGAGUGUAAAGCCAGCUGUGACAAGCUUGGUUGCUCAACGAUCUGUUUAACUUUCGUUUGGAGAAGUAUCUAGGCACAUCAUGAGAUGUUACAUAUAUCGUACGUAUUCUAUUAAUAUAUAUGUACCCACCAUCCAGGUGUAGGAUAUAUGUAUUACCUUGUAAUUGGUAUUGUAUUAUCGGCCACGUACAAAAGUGAACCUCUCCAUAUU
Molecule: messenger RNA, 1498 nt
Organism: Zea mays
Lineage: Eukaryota; Viridiplantae; Streptophyta; Magnoliopsida; Poales; Poaceae
Product: O-methyltransferase ZRP4
Molecular function (GO): protein dimerization activity; O-methyltransferase activity
Source: RefSeq, marked provisional